This is a messenger RNA of Hippocampus comes (tiger tail seahorse), 6813 nucleotides long. RefSeq lists its product as uncharacterized. The transcript is spliced from 5 exons. The record is from RefSeq and is a predicted model, not a curated record. The coding region runs from base 768 to 5714 and encodes 1648 amino acids. Lineage: Eukaryota; Metazoa; Chordata; Actinopteri; Syngnathiformes; Syngnathidae.
AGAGAGAGAGAGAGAGAGAGAGAGAGAGGAGGAGGAGGAGAAUACAAGCUACUGAAAGAGAAAGAGAAAACGACACAGACCAUGAUGUGAGACGCAUCAAGAGGCACAGCACAGACACAAUUCUGAUGGACGACUCAAGUCAACAAAUACAGCAAGAAUGAGGAGACGCUUUGCCUGAAUCCAGUCUCCUAUUCACUGUGCUCUGUGCCUGCCUUCCUAAUGCUUGGGUGGAUUAAGACACAACUGGCUCCAAGCACAUAGUGAUUAAAAAAAAAAAACAAAAAAAAAACUGACUGUAAACAAACUCAUACUGGAAAAAAAAACAGGGAGGCAGAGAACAUUUUUUAAUAAUUGAUAAAUGGGCAUAGGACAAUAACUGUGGACAGACAAAGUGGACAUGUUUCGUAUUUACUUUUAUAAGUCAUCCACGGUCAUUUCAAUUUCCAACUUCCAAUUUCCAACUUCUUUCUAACUUGUUGUUCCAAGUCAUGGCUGUCUUUUUAAGUGACCUUCUUUAGAAACUGAGUUGUUUCAAAGACAAGUCCCUCUCUUAUAAGUCUUGAGAAUCUGCAUAGAACAGGAUUGUUCUUCAUUGGUUUGACUGGAACAUUUCAAUUUAAACACAUUUUUAAGAAAUGUGUCUGUUUGGCUUGUUUAUAAAAUCAAUAUUCUUCAGAUCCAGUUAAACUAAAGACUUCACAAUUGACGCUUCAAACUUUUCCCGUGUCUCCCAUCCACCCUUCCCACUAUCUACCUUCCAACAAAAUAUGGGCAAACCACUUAGCCGCCCAGGCUGUUUCAGGAAGAGCUCAUGUUGCCUGGAGAAACAUGUAGUUGGAGAAAGAGGAGUGAGAGGUCGAGAUGUGAUGAUGGAAGGGGGAUACGGUGACGGCUAUGUACCACAACGAUCUAUCUAUGAUACCAUGUGCAUUAAUCAACAAAUUGACAGCCACCACCAUCAUCAUCAUCACCAUCCUGGAGGAUCAACGCGACGAGAUGCUGGAGGUGAAGGGAGUUUCAGCUACUCCGCAAGUGGCUCCCUUCGGGUUAGCAGAUCUCCAGCUGAAAUGUUCGACUCGCAGCCUUGCUCUCUAACUCCAAACCCCUCAUUUGUCCGCCGUCUGGAUGAACGGGCUAUCUACGAUUCGCUGAAACUCGGAGUUCAGGAUACUGAUGGUGGUGGCUGCCCUUCGCCUGGACAUUUCAACCGGUCAGUUUCUCCAGCUGUAUCUUCAUUCUCUGCACCAGGAGUGUCAUCAUCAUCCAAGAAGCACCACCAUCACUAUCACCCUCAUCAUGGAGAGAGUACAAAGAGUAGAGAUAGUCGUCACUCCUGGAAAGUUCUCACACCUCCAAAACACCUGGAAUGUUUGGACAUCACUACAAAUGAAAUGAUGGCCCAAGGAGGAGGAUGUUUGAACCCAGCACACUAUUCUCACCCAGGAAGGCCAUCUCCUUCUCUUACGUCUCCCCUUAUAUCCCCAUUCUCGGGCUCACCUCUCUCAUCUGGCUAUCAUACGCCAGUCUUCUUCUCACCUGCCAAACCACGCCCAAGUCAAUCUCAAAGUUUGCGUUGUUCACCUCCCCAUGUGAUUCAACCAAGACAUUACUCACAAAGCCAGAGCCUAAGGAUGUCACCACCCCAUGAACUUAGACGUUCCCCCUACCGUGCCCCGUUGGUCCAACUGUCUGCUCAUGACCUUGAGCAGGACCUGAGGGAGCAAGGUGGAUGGGGUUGUGGUGAGCGAGAACGGGAGUGGGAAAGGGAGAGAGAGAGGGAGAUGGAGAGAGGGUGGGCACAGCGAGAGUGGGAAAGAGAGAGGGAAAGAGGAAGACUGGAGAGAGAGAGAGCAAGAGAAAGGGAGAGGAAGGAAACAAGUUUUGGGACGUUUGGUUAUGGUCGACCGGUUCCUCUGCGUUCAGACAGAGACUCUGUCUUUUUAGAACCUGAACAGGUCUUAGACACAGUCCCACUUUUACUUCCCCAGCCUUCGCCUUCUCCUUCACCUUCACCAAGUGCUGCCCCAAGAAUGGGCACUGGUGCAGUGGGUAGAAAUAGAACUGGUUCAAAAGUAUUCUCAGAUGCUCUUGCCGAGUGUAUGGUUUCUAAAACUGACAAUGGGAAUAUGAGCUCAGGGUUAGUUGAAAGCAAGCCGAGUUGUGGAUCAAGAUUAGUCAGUGGAGGUGGAAGCAUGGUCGAGGCUGACAUCAUGACUGGGAUCCAUGGAAAAAAUAGAGUUGGAAGCUGGAACAAAUAUGAAAAUGGAGCCAAAGUUAGUCUUAAAAAUGGGUCUGAAAAAAGAAUGGGUUCACAGGUGAAAACAAGAGCAGGGGGGAGAGAUUUGGAAGGAAAAGUGGAAUCUGGAGUAUAUAUAGAAAAUGUGUCAAAAGCUGUAAACAGAGAGGGACAAAGGGGAGGGACAAAGGGUGGAGAAAAAUUUGGAAGAGCUGUCACUAAAGCAGAGCCAAUUCCUGAGGGGAGACCAUCAACUUUGUAUAAUGUAGACAAUGGGGUUGUGCUUGGAGAUCAAAUGGAGACUGGAACCGUGUAUGAUUUUAGAAUGAAGGUAGCUAUUGAAACAGAGCCUGAAAUGGAAGAAAGUCCAGAGCCGGUGGAGAUUGCAAGAGAUGAAGCAACCAACAUUGUUAAAAAGUUGAGCUCAGACCCAGCUGCAGUUUUAGAAACUAAACUUGAAAAAGAGGUAACGAUUGCGUCUUCACAUGAGCCGGAGGGAGCACCUGAUGUGGGACUGGCCAAGGAAAUAGAAAUUAAAACUAAGAAUGACACCGUCAAUCAAGAAAACAACAACAACAUAGAUAAAGCCCAGGUGAAUAUAGAGCCUGUGGAGAAAACUGAAACUGCUCCUCCAGAAAAAGCUCAGAAAACAUCUGUGGAUAUCGGAAAAAUAAUAUCCAGCCAUGUUGGAAAAGGAUCCAAAAGCCAAAAGUCCAAAUCCUCAAAGUCCAGUUCCAGGUCUCGACCCGGUACUGCCACAGGGUUGAGACCUGGGGUGCUUAGCCCACGACUUCGAAAAGGUCUUGCAGAUUUGGAAUCAACAGGCCCCGCUGAAGGUAUUGAGUCCACCUGGCCUCGUCGAAUCAUGGUUAGAAAGAGAACCGUUCGGCAAGGUGGCGCAAUCCAUAACCUUCCCAUCCUUCCACCACUUCCAUCAGUAAUCUCUGCCUUAGAGAAGCGCCGCCCACAUUCCCAUCUCCAUUUCCGCCCAGGCCAUCACUCAGAGAACCCACUUUCGACAGAUCUGAACAUUUUUACAGGCCGGAGCUCACUGAAAGAGCCUUCCCAUCAAGAGCAAGCCAAUUUAGCCAAUUUAGUGGGCAGAGCGUCCCUGAAAGAGCAGAACCUGGAGCACUGGAGAGUCUACAGAGACCAGGAAGAACCCAGAAAAUGUAAAACCAGGGAGAAACAAAGCGAUAAGACUGAUAACAAUAAUGAGACAGGGGGAAAAGAUCAAAUUGGAGAGAUCGACGACAGCAAUCAUAAAACUAAAGAGAAUGUAUCCAAGACAAAGGGUACAGUUGGAAAGCAACUGCUGGAAGACAUCAAACAAGAUAAGAUCAAAAUAAGCUUAGAACAAAACGUUCAAGAGAGUGGAAAUGAAAUAAUAAAAGUAAUCGUAGAAGAAAGGCAUCAUGACAUUAUCUGUGAGAAAAUGGAAAACAGAGACAUUGAAGAUGGAAAGCAAGAGCAACAGUUGCAAACGGAGGAGCUUGUGGCACAUGUAAAGAACGAAGAAGGUGUGGUGGAAGCAGAGAUUGGAAGAUCCUUUGGGGAGGAGCAUGCAAUCGAGAGUUGGGAUUCCGUGCUCCAGAUGGUCAACACUAUAUGGGAUGAUGGCUGGGAGAAAGGGGGAGCAGCAGGAGGUGAUACAGAUUCUUUAUCGGGUUCCCUUCAACGCUGGCCCCUCCUUCGGCCUCCGGUAGGCUUUGGAGGCUCCCAUCCCCCCUCGUCUGCAGCCUCGGAGCUCAGUUUGACAGAGCUGGAGAAGAGAGCGAGAGAGCUGGAUUCUGAUUUGGAACACCUAGAUCUGUCUCAGGGCCAAGGGGACACCCAGGAUUUAUACCAAACACCGGUGGAGUCUCAAAAGGAGCGAUCUGAUCUGUACCAAACACAUCCCAGGCAACAGAGAGAGAAAGGGUCUGUCUUGACAGGAGUGGGGAGCAGGUCCCAGGUCAGUCUUGAGUUCAGCUCCAUGGUAUUGCCAGUUACUGACACAGACAAAGACACUGUCGGCUGGUCAUUAAAAUCUCCUGCUGGGACGUCCACUGUGGGCACAAGCCCAAAUAAAGAGGACAGCUCUCCAGACUCCAACUUAACGCUGGAAUCUGACUCCAGUGGCGUCUUUCUCUCAUUAUCCACUCAGAGCCAGGAGGGGGCUGGCUCUGACAGCGACCAGCCAAUCAGUGGCUCUGACCUUGGCAGCAGCAACACAUCAUUGGACAAGGAAGGGGACGAUGGAGGUUUCAAGGAAUGGGGCAGGGAGGAGAGUGCUGAACUCCAGUGGUGCUACCCCUCGCUGCUCAGCACCUCCUCUCAUGAAGACGUUGAAGGAAAUAAGGACAACGCUGAGGAUAUUUGUGGCUCGAGAGGGAGAAAUGAAACAAGAGGGAAAGACGGAGAUGGAUGGAGGGAUGAAAUGGGAGGGGGACUAUUUUCAAGCUAUAAGUCCACACUGGACCAAUCAGACACAAGUCAGUGUGAAGCAAUGCGACCGAGAAGAAAAGUUACCAUCAUGGCAAAUGACCCCUUCCUUCCGCCAUCUCCAUUGAAGCAGCCAAUCAAACACCUGAUAGAUCCGUAUCAUAAGCCAAUUAGAAGCUCAGGACUGGACAGUAGUGACAUUGAUCCAUUUGUCCAACCAGAUAGCUUUGUUUAUCUUGCUGUGUCAGCAAGACCCGGCCCCCAUGGAGAGAUCUCCACAGUUACAGAUUACUCCACUCAAGACAUAAAGCGACACCUUGACCAUAAGAAAGCACAUUUUGAGCAUUCCAACCUGGAAUCCGAUGCCAGGCCGUCUCACCUUGCCCCCCGGAAACCAGAAGAAGGAGAUUUUUUAUGUACUGACAGUUUUGUAUACCUAGCUGCUCCAGAUUGCCUCCUCUUAGGCCCUGAAGGAUCAACAUCAUACAGUGGCAGGGAGUCAGACUCUGAAAGUUCUGGCUCUGAGCCCGUUGAUGAGUCUAUAUUGGGUUGCAGUUCAGUGGCAGGUGACAGCGACUGGGACUCGGACCUGUCUGAUUCGGGUCCCAGUCGCCCUUCCAAAGUUGCAGCUGCAGCGGCUAAAUCUGCUGGGUUAGCCCGGCCCAAAAGACUGCCAGCAGAACCGCGUUGGGAUUCAUUUGGAGAAAUCACAGAACCUGAGGUGCUGGACGAGCCCUUCAUUGAACAAGACCACAGCAGCAAAGGGAGCAAGCUUCCCAUCGGAUCGACAAACUUGGAUAAUCAACCUGCUGAAGCAACGGCGACGACAACAGCUGAGCAAUCGUCAUCAACCAAGAAGGUUACCUGGCAGUUCAAACCAGCCCAGAGGUCAGUCUGCACUGGAAGUAGGAAAGAGAAGGAGAAGGAAAUGACAUCAUUUUCAUCAUCGUCAGAGGCCAGGAUAACCGAACGUUGUCGACGUGAGGAGCAUCAACCUCCCCAUUCAUCUUCAUCGUCUUUAACAUCAUCCCCAUCCUCCUCCUCUUCUGGUUGAACAAAGCAGUUAUUGCCUGGGUCUCUGUGGGAAGCUUUCAACACAUAAACUGAGUUGGUUCCAAAAAAAGGUAGAGAAGUUCUUCAACUUUCUCUGUAGAAUCCGAUGGCUUGAACAGUCCAAGCCUAUUUUUUUUCUGUUAUCUUUUAAUCUUGCAGCUAGCUUUUGCCAUUGCCUUCUUGCCACAUAAAGAUGCAUAAAUGCUAACCAAAUGAGCUUACCUGACGGUAUGUAAUGAAUUUUAGUCAAAAGACUCUGAGAGACUGUGAGGAAAUGUAGUCAGUUACGGUUUAUACUGGGAGAAAUGAACAGUAAAAUAAAAUGAUACCUAUGGAUGAUUUACAGAAUACAGGUUGGCCUAUUGCACACAUUUUCAUAAUAUUUUGUAUUAUGUUGAAUGUACUGUACAUAAACGAUUACAAGAACAAUGUACUCCAGAAUAAACUCAAAACAAUAUUAUAUACAGUAUAUAAUAUUUGGCAUGAUCCUUCACCAUUAAAUGGUAGGUGGGAUUGGAAACAGAGUGCUGGAAUCUAAAAAUCUAACAAUUUAACAUGAUUGCGGCCUUUAUAUUGAAUAUUUUCAUUUUUCUUUCCCAAACGCCACAAUAUAUGGAUGUAUUUAACCAACAAACCUUUAAGAAUUGACUGAGGUCAAGCUAAAGUGUACAGUGUAUUUUAUUUAACAUUGCAGUGCAUUUAACUGUGUGGGACCGAUAUAUUUUCACCAUUGAGAUAAGAGCGUAGUAUUCUAUAUACAUAGAAUGGGAUCAAUAUGCAGACAUGGAAAAUAUUGGAAGGAUUUGUUCCCAUUUCUUUUCUGGCCUGAAAAUGUGAAUGUAUUCAUAAUUGAGCGAUGUGCUUAGAGAUCCACGCUAUAUUCUACGUGAAGUGUGUUUCCUGAGUGAUUUGUGUGCUAUAGCCGACUGUAGUUGAUGAUAAGUUUAAUUUUCUUCAAUGCUGCUUUCACCUCAGUAGAGCUAUUGCAAUUACUACGAGACAUAAUCCGAGAUCAGGAUUUAGUUCAGGGGCCACAUGCACCCCAGUUUGAUCUCAAGUCAGCUGGACCAGUAUAUUCUUGGCCUUAAAAAAAAAUAUAU